GUGUGUGUGUGUGUGUGUGUGAGCGAGAGGACGUUUCGUAAUGAUCUACCAGAAAAAGGAAGGAAGAUUUUUUUUUCUGCUGUUAUGCUCUGUUCCUGAUGGUGCUGACAACUUUUUUUCGUUUGAGUAGAAUUGUGUGUUGUUGUUGUUCUUGUUGCUCGACUGUGCAUCCUCAAGCUGAACAUCGUGACUGAUCGGAGAGGGUCAGGCUUUAUUUUUAGCCCUGCAGUGUGUAGCUACAAAGUGAAACGGGGAUUUGGACAUUCCUUCCCUCUCUCUCCUGUGUGUGUGUGUGUGUGUGUGUGUGUGUGUGUGUGUGUGUGUGUGUGUGUGUGUGUGUGUGUGUGUUUGUCAGGACCGGAACGGUGUCCGUGGUGGAGAAGAAGGCGAUGCAAUUCUAGGCUAUAAAUAGCGCACGCAAAAAAAUCUUGGAAAAAACCUCACAACUGCUGCACGGGUUUUUUUUUUUCCGUGUCCGUGUCUCGCGCGGAAUGCCGUGGAUCUCGGUAGCUCUCUCUCUCUCUCUCUCUCUCUCUCUCUCUCUCUCUCUCUCUCUCUCUCUCUCUCGCGCGCGCGCGCUCUCUCUCUCACUCACACACACACACUCGCGCUCUGUUUAUUGUUCCUAACCGAGACAGCUCAAUAAAACGUGUCACUGGGAUUAUGGGAAACUUCUGCGACUUGGCGAUGGUCAAUAUUUAGACAAUUGGAUGGAUUUUUGUGCUUGGAAAAUACGCCAAACCCGCCGUAGUGGAUUACAGCAGCGUGUGAUUACAGCAUCGUAUUUUUAUGAUUAAAACAAUCAAGCGGGAAGAAGAAAACGAAGAGAGAAGACGAAGCAGAAGAAGAAGAAGAAGAAGAAGAAAGGAGGAAAAGGGGAAAAAAAAAUCUGGCAUGGACACGACUCGUCGUGUCUCCUGGUUCGGUUUAAAAACCCACGGCUACACGCCACAUCGCGCGCGACAAUGAUUCGGUUUCAGAGUGUAAAUCGGCCCGGUAUUUACGCACAUAUCUGGAUCGGCGAAACAAAGAAUCGAUUUGCAUGAGGACAGGAUUCUCCGUUACGCACACCUUCAUCACGCCUUUUCUCGAAAACAAUCAUUUACCCUCGCAAAGGCUUAUAAACAGGGAUCCUGUGUUUGCAUUCUCUUUCUUUCUUUCUUUCGUUCUUUUUUUUUUUUUUUUUUUUAAUACGGAACCGUUUUGGCACCGUGGGCUCGAUCCUAAUACAGAUCGAUCGAGGAUUUCGACAUGCCCUACACUGAGGAAGCCAUCGGCGGACCACUAUGACUACAGCGGCGAAUUGGGUGGCGAACGGGGCAAGCCUCGAAGACUGCCAUUCCAACAUUUUCUCUCUGGCGGAGUUGACGGGCAUCAAAUGGCGCUGGUACAACUUCCGUGGCGGCGGCGAAUACGGACCCGUGAUCUCGGCUCCGGCACAGGACGACCCGGUGCUGUGCAGCUUUACACGCUGCGUGCAAGCCAACCUGCUGUGUGUUUGGCGACGUAGACUCAAACCUGACGCCAAGGAGCUCUGGAUCUUCUGGUGGGGCGACGAACCCAACUUGAGUGACAUCAUACACCACGAGCUCGAAGUGGUAGAAGAAGGACAAUGGGAAUGUGGGCUUUCCUAUGAGUGCAGGACACUUCUCUUCAAGGCUGUUCACAACCUACUGGAACGGUGCCUCAUGGACAAGGACUUUGUGCGCAUCGGGAAGUGGUUUGUCAAGCCUUACGAGCUCGAAGAGAAGCACCUGGGCGCCAGCAGCAGUGAGCACCUCUCGUGCUCUUUCUCCUUCUUCCUGCAUGGUGAGAGUAACGUGUGCACCAGCGUGGAGAUCUCGCAGCACCAGCCUGUCUACCACAUCACUGAGGAGCAUGUACGCCUGGCCCAGACCUCCAGCAGUCCCAUUCAGGUGAUACUGAGUCCGUACGGUUUGGGCGGCACUCUGACUGGUCAGGUGUUUAAGAUGAGCGAUCCGGCGGUACGGAAGCUGAUAGAAGAGUGGAGCUACUUCUACCCCAUGGUGCUGAAACAUAGCAUGCGCGAGCAGAACAGCGAUCUCAGCUACGACCCCCACAGCCAUGUCGCUCUGGAGGUCAUCGUGGGUGGUGUGAGGAUGAUCUACCCAGCAGCCUUUGUGCUCAUUGCCCAAGCUGAUCUGCCUGUAGAACAGCCUCCUUCUGCCCAAGGAGCACAAAGUGGCACUAGAGACUCAUCAAACUGCGGCAUUCCGCUCACCCCACCUACAUCCCCAGAGCAGCCCUGCUCCGGUGACAGCGGAUUUCAGACCGCAGUCUCUAGCGUGAGCAGUCAAGAGAGCGGAGCCACUCACAGCCCCAAGCAUUUGGAGAAAAAGCUGAGUAAUCAGAUGGUCCAUCAAGCAUGGAAGGAAUGCUACAUGAACCAAUUACAGCGCAAAUGCAAUCUGUCGAACGGCAUGGUGCCAAAGAAGGACGUAACAAGCGAGGUGGCAGUUUGGGACUUUACUGACCCCGUGGAGCGAGCCCCAUGCAGCUGUAACAGGUCAAGGCAGCAGCCGAAGCAGCAGCCACAAGCAAAUGGCUUCUCUGCCAAUUCCCAGCCCAGUACCAACCCAUCUUCCUCUUCCAGCUCUUCCUCCUUAUCCUCCUCUUUACCCCCACCUUCGACACCUAAAAGCAAGACUGCCGACAAAGCAGACAAGUCUGACAAGGUUCCCAAACGGGCAGCCAUAACCCCUUUCCACCACCGCCUCUCUGUAGACCAGCAGCCAUGCCCGGAGCAGGACGCACCUCCUGGACCUCAGCUGGUACUCGCGGCCUUGGACACUUCUUUAGAGAACUUGCCUGGCUGCAAAUACCCUAAGCCUAUGUUCACUGGCAGAAAAGGGCCUGAAUCUCUCCUCCAUUCUCCAGUAUCACCACUACCACCUACACUAAGUCCACAUCCUAGGGUGCAGGACCCUGAGGUUAUGGAGGCACCCAUGGAUGUUUCCCAAUGCCUAGAGGGCAGUUCCAUGCCUACCGCCCCAGAAAUGAGUGACACCGCUCUGUAUGCAGCCUCUCUAGUACGCAGAGAAGCCAGUGGAGGCUGGUGGAAGAGUUACAGGACUCCCGUGAUAGACAUAGUAGAGUACAAGCCACCAGAAUUGCCAUAUGAUAUGGUGGAGAUCAAAGCUGAGGGUGAAGGAACUGCCUUGAAGAGUUUUUUUGCACAGACGCACAAGAGGUUUAAGAUCUCAGAAGAGAGGCUUCAGGAGCACAUAAGCACUCUGGGAUUCAUGCAGCAGCCAGGAGUUGAAGCGCUUGGGGAAGCUGGUGAAGAUCCUUAUGACUUCAAGGAAGGGGACAUCGAGUACAGCUUUCCCACCACCAAAAGGCUAAAGAGCCGCGAUCCCAAUCGGAAAUCAAAGGGAGAGGAGGUCAAUGGCAACAGCACGGUCCCUGAAGGGAAAGAUGCCAUGUCCAUUUUCAGCUCCGCUCCUAAAUUUGCAGAGGAAUUGGCUCAGGACGAGUCUGGGGGAAAGGCCAACCCGCCUCUGACCAGAGAGAAAGAUCUGAUAGUGCUCAUAUCAGACUUGGAAAACAUCUUUGGAGAGGAGGAAGAUGAUCUUGGGACCACUUUUCCUAAUCAUCAGCAGCAAUCCAAGACUGUGGUGCCAGGAACUGAAGAGCGCCCCCUGGGGAUUGAUGGGAGAGUAGCAGUACCAUAUCCCUCAACAGUAGCAGAGCUUCAGCGGAUGUUCCCCACUCCUCCCUCUCUGGAGCAACACCCAGCAUUCUCCCCAAUUACAACCUACCGAGACACCCCCAGCCAAGAAACCCCAGCACCCUCAGUGGGACAUGAGCAUCUCCACAACACCCACACCAACAGCCAUUUUAGUGACUUUAGGUCUGACAUGGAUGAGAGUGUGACAAGCCCCAAAGCAGAGGAUAUACGGUCGCAAGUGGGAUGUUCCAUGUUUGCUCCCCUCCGGACAUUACCCAGCCAGUGUCUUCCCCCACUGAAGAUCCCUGAGCAGUGCUACUACAGACCCUCGUGGUCCUUGCUUCCUAAGAUGGAGCCCUACUGCCUCCCGAGCCAGGCUCCUUUUGUACCACAUGGAUAUGUUAAUGUUCCAAGCAUCGGCACUCUGCAGGACCCAGACUAUGCCCAGAUGAGCACUGGUACCGCGUCUGUUGGCACAGCAGGUGGAGUCCUGCCUUCACCUGCAACACCCCGUUUCUCUGUACCUACCCCACGCACCCCGCGCACCCCACGUGGUGUAGGCACUGCCAGUGGGCAGGGCUCCAUCAAGCAGGACGGUACAGAGCUGAGCUCGCCCAUUUCCACACCCUCCACUGGCCUGCCCCUUAGCUCGGUGGAGCCACUGGCAUCAGGGCCGGUUUUACCCGAAGCGCACAGCCUCUACGUCAUCUUGCUUCUCUCUGAUUCUGUCCUGGAUGUAUUCAAGGACCGCAGCUUUGACAGCUGCUGCAUCUGCGCUUGCAAUAUGAACGUGAAGGGUGCUGAUGUGGGGAUUUACAUCCCUGACUCAACCCGUGAGGAUCAGUAUCGCUGUAUGUGUGGCUUCAGUGCCAUUGCUAACCGACGUCUGGCGCACGGUGCAGGACUCUUCCUUGAGGAUGAGCUGGAUAUCUUUGGGCGUGGCUCAGAGGCAGGACGGGCAGCUGAGAGGAGGCUGGCACUGGGCAGGAGGGACACACCUACUGGUGGGAGGCGUGCCCAGGAGCAGACUCCAAUAAAGGUGUUAGAACUGAUUCAGGAGCAGUGUUCCCAGCCUAUCUUGUCUGUGGCAUCGCUGCACAGUCCUGCUGCUUGUUCUUGCCGUAGCAGGCAGAGGGCGCUGUUGCAGAGCUGGGUGGCUGACCGACUAUGGGCAGACAGUAGCGAUGCAUGUGUGGAGUGUUACAAUGCUCUGGUGCAGGGGCUGCAGUACGUGGACAAUGCAGCUGGUGGGAAGGUGGAGCAAGCUUUAGUCAGAAGCAGUGCACUUCACUCCUGGCCUCACACAAAUGUGUUGGAUAUCAGCAUGCUGUCCUCUCAGGAUGUAGUACGCAUGCUGCUGUCUCUGCAGCCCUUCCUGCAAGAUGCCAUUCAGAAGAAGCGCACUGGCCGGACCUGGGAAAACAUACAACACGUGCAGGGCCCGCUCACAUGGCAGCAGUUCCACAAAAUGGCUGGAAGAGGUUCUUACGGUUCAGAGGAAUCUCCAGAGCCACUCCCCAUUCCCACACUGUUAUUAGGUUAUGACCGAGACUUUAUGGCCUUGUCGCCUUUGGCUCUGCCUUUUUGGGAGAAGUUGCUUUUGGAGCCAUACGGAGGUCAAAGAGAUGUUGCUUUCCUGGUCCUCUGCCCUAAUAAUGAGAUCCUUCUUGCUGGAGCCAGAACCUUUUUUCAGGAGCUCAGUGCUGUCUAUGAGUCAUGUCGCUUGGGCAAACACCAUCCAUUGGCCCGGAUGACCAGAGAUGGCAUAGUACCAGUUGGAACUAUGGAAUCUGCAAAGCCGGAGGAGAAUGGAGGAGAGGUGGAUGAAUGGAUGACAGGACCAUGGGCAGGUCAAUACAGAGAGGAUCAUUUAAGAAAACUCAAGCUCUAUGCCCAAACCUGCAAGCAGAAAUUAGCUCCACAGCUCUCAACUCUGUCAUUAGACAGCAAUCUUCUCCUGCCCCCAAAGCCUCAAUCUAGCUCAGCUCCUGCUCCUUCCAACCAGCUGAACCCCAGCACUGGAGCCCCUGAAGGAGAAACAUCUACAGCAGCAACAACAGCAGCAGCACCAACAGCACCAACAGCAGGAGCCCCAGCAAACACACCCACGCCUACAAGUACCAGCACGGGUCAGGCCAGCACAGAAGGCACAGAUACACAAAGUGUCCCUAACACAACUCCAAACCAGCAGAGUCAUCCAACAGAGAAUGCUGAGAGCUUGGCAGAGCGAGAGCGAAUCGGCAUUCCCACGGCAGCACAGUCGGCGGAUAGCCACGCCUACCCUCCAGCCAUAGUGCUGUACCUGGUGGACCCCUUUUUGUGCUCAGGCUCAGGGGUGGGGUCAGGGGAAGAAGAGGAAGCAGAAGAGGUGCAGUCACGCAGCAUGUGGUUGCUGGCACUUCUGCGCUGCUACACAGAUAUGCUGAGCUCACUGCCAGAGAACAUACAGUCAGCGCUGGUGCUACAGGUGGUACCGUGUCAGUACCUGUUACAGCCAGCCAGUGGUGAGAGUCCUCUGUACCUGCAGCACCUGCGGUCGCUGGCUUUCUCUGCCCAUUCGCAGUGCAGACGGCGGCUUCCUACUCAAACGCACAUCAAAUCCCUCACGGGUUUUGGUCCGGCUGCCACCAUUAGUACUUUGUUCAAGAGUGUGGAGAACCCGAGCUCUAUGCAAGUGUACUCUCCUCCGUUCGUCCUGGCCCCUCUGCGCACUAAGCAACCAGACGUAGGAGAGGAAGCUUCCACCCGCUACAAUGUGCUCUUCGUUGGGUAUUGCCUGUCUCAUGACCAGCGCUGGAUACUUGUUUCUUGCACUGAUCAGCAGGGGGAGCUCUUAGAGACCUGCAUCAUCAACAUUGAUGUACCCAACAGGUCUCGCCGACCCAAGUUCUCCCCACGCAAAAUAGGCCUGCAGAAACUGUGGGAGUGGUGUAUUGGUAUCAUCCAAAUGACAGCAAUACCUUGGAGGAUUGUGAUCGGGCGGUUGGGUCGAUUAGGUCAUGGCGAGCUGAAAGACUGGAGUCUGCUGCUGGGAGAACACUCUUUGCACUCGAUUAGCAGGCAGCUGCGUGAGGCAUGUCGCAUGUGUGGAAUUUCAGCCGCCGAUUCGCCAUCCAUCCUCAGUGCCUGCCUGGUCUCCAUGGAGCCCCAGGGGUCCUUUGUGGUCAUGCCAGAUGCUGUGACUAUGGGUUCAGUGUUUGGCCGGAGCACGGCUCUCAACCUGCAGACGUCUCAGCUCAACACCCCACAGGAUGCUUCCUGCACCCAUAUCCUGGUCUUUCCUACUUCCUCCACUACGGCCCCAAGUUCCUACCCUACUGAGGACAACACAGACGAUAUAUUUGGCCUGCCUUUCACGGAUGACCUGGAGAAAGACAUUGAGCAUGAUAUGAUGCUUAUCACCGGAAACCUUCACGCUUCCCCUAACACCUCGCCAGUGCCUUCCCCUGGCUCCCCCUGUGGUCUGGGGGUGGGCUCCCAUUUCCCUCACACUAGGAGUCAGGGUGAGCGGUUGUUGUCCCGUGAGGCUCCUGAGGAGCUAAAGCAGCAGCCCCUGGCUUUAGGCUAUUACGUCUCCACUGCUCAGGCAGAAGGACUGCCUCACUGGUUCUGGGCUUCGUGUCCUCAAGCGCAGAACCAAUGUCCACUCUUUCUCAAGGCUUCUCUGCACCACCACAUCUCCAUCGCUCAGACAGACGAGCUUGUCUCCAGCAAGACAUCCCAGAGGAACCCACAUCCACUGGACUCCAAAACCACUUCAGAUGUGCUCAGGUUUGUGCUGGAGCAGUACAACGCCCUCUCCUGGUUAACCUGCAGCCCGGCCACACAAGACCGCCGCUCCUGCCUCCCUGUGCACUUAGUCAUCCUCACACAGAUGUACAACGCCAUCCUCAACAUCUUAUAGGACUAGUGAGUGAGGCCAGCACAGCUGCAUGCCUCUGAAACGGGUGCUUGGGACCAGCGUUCUGAAAUGUAGCCACCGUUCGGUUAUGAGUUGAGGUGGAAAGGGUAACUCUUUUGCUCUAGCACUGCCUUUCUUUACGGGCCGGAGUUCUGGAUUACUGGGCUUUGAACUUUGAACCAACAAAGGCAGCUUGUGCUAUCCAUAGAGGCCAGUCAUCUCUUUUCUGGUUUUCUUUUUUUUUUUUUUUUGGGAAGCAUGCAACCAUCUCAGAAGUAAGCAUAGUACAAUCACUACCCUUUAACUCUGAUGGGGUCAUACGGUGGGGACCUGGAGGAAAGGGUUUUGAAUCUUGCACUUUUUGGAUUGAAAAUUCAGCUUCAAAUGGCAGCCAUACUUUAAAGUGUUUUUGUUCUUUUUUGUUUCGUUCCUGCCCUUUUUUCCCUUCAUGUCAGACCCAAGCGAUGUGGGCUAGCUGGGUUAAUUAUAGAGUAUUAACACUAGGAUGGAAGCUAACAACAUCUCACAGAUAUCUACACAGAUGUGAUCUACGGAAACAACCGGAGCAACCGGUAGACCCGAUUCGAACGCUAAGGCUGUGUUCACUUUAGAUCGGAUCUGUCUCGCUAGAUGGCUUACAUCAUCUAUCAAAUGUUUUUUGAACACUACUCAGUUCCUCCAUAUUGUUCUUCAAUCUGUGCCCUAAUUAUCAGGAUUAAAUUGCAGAAUCUAUAUUCGAUCGGUCUCAACCACAUUGAAUAUUAUUUAUCAGAUCAACUAGGACCACAUAUGAAAGAGUCUCAGGUCUGAUCUGAAAGAAGGAGAAAAAAAAAUUCCUGUCCCACUGAGGCAGAAAUAAAUACAUCGGAUUUAUGUGGAUGUGAGCGUAGCCUAAGGUUCUGUCUCCAGCGGCAUUCAAUUUCCCACAGACCCCUGAAGAUUCACAGAACAUCUCAUGCUCAUUUCCUCUACGGCCUAAACCAAUAUGCAAAGAAACUCUCCAUCGCACUCCAAACUGCCCACAGUGUCAUCAGCCCAGAGGCUAAUGGUCCAGCAAGAGAAGCCCAGCUAAACCAUCUACUUCUUUUUUUUUUUUUUUAAUUAAACAUCAUUGUAUUUUAUUGUACAAAGCUCUUCUGAUUAUAUCUCUCUCAAUUUGUACUUAAAAGCUGAACCCACGAGAGAGAACGCAACAAACUCUGUUUAAUAACGGCACUUUCUCCCUCGCGGCCAUGUUGUAGAUAAACUCGCCAGCUAAUAUUUGACAAUGAAAUCAAAACUCUUGUUUAUAGUGUAGACUUUGCAGAGAAUUAUUUUUAUUAAUGCAAGCAAAAAAAAAUAAAAUUGAGUAAUUUCCUUUUUUUUUUUCUUCUUUUUUUUUUUUUCCAAAUUUAAAUCGAGAGCAUUGAGAUGGUAAUUUUAAAGACGAUUGUACAACGAAAUGUUAAAAUGCCAUAUUUAUAUAUUAUAUAUCCCAUUGUAUACAUUACAUUUAUACCAAAUCUCUUUCUAGCUACCCCAAAAGGGUAAAUAUUGUGUAGGGAUUUACAUUAAAAAAAAAGUCUUUCAUGAGACAAAACAGUAUAAAAGCGUUUAUGAAAUGAAUGCAUUAAGUUGCCUAUUUUUUAUUUACAUUCGUCUUAUUUUGCCUUUUAAUUUAAUGCGUUAAGUUAAUAGCUAAACGAUGCAGAAAUGAUAUAUUUAUGAAGUGUUUUCUAUCACUGCAAAAUGAACUUGAACUAGGCAAUAGAUUGAAUUCAGUGUAUAUGAACAUGAAACUUAUUGUACAUUUGAACUAAUAUGCAUUAUUUGUAAGGCAGUCUUUAAAGAUGUCAAAUUUAACCGUCGGAAAAAGGCCUGUUUCUUAUUCAUGGUCACAAAUGUUGCCCUGUAAUUUGUAUACUUCCUUGCAUGUUUGUAUAUACACUUUUCAGCAGUGUUCUUUUUUUUUUUCCUCCCAUAUUUUUGAAGCUGUACAUUUCAUGGCAUUAUUGAAUUUAUUUUAUUUUAUUCUACAUGACUCCUAUGAAGUUUUUUUUUUAUUUUUUAUUAUUUUUUUUAGAUAUAAAUAUACAGUAUAGCCACCUCAUUCAAAUACAGCCAAGGGUGCAUUGCCAAGACUUAUGUAUACUAAGGACAAAUACUUUUGGGGCAGGUUUGUUACACCUACCAUCAUUUUGAAUAUUGAGCAGAUCUGUCUCUGGGAAAAAAAAAAAGGAUCUGUAUCUUUUACACUUUUUUUAAAGUAAAUUAUUCAAAUCUGAA
Molecule: messenger RNA, 9857 nt
Organism: Tachysurus fulvidraco (yellow catfish)
Lineage: Eukaryota; Metazoa; Chordata; Actinopteri; Siluriformes; Bagridae
Product: mediator complex subunit 13L
Exons: 31
Coding region: 1287-7595 (2102 amino acids)
Biological process (GO): regulation of transcription by RNA polymerase II
Cellular component (GO): mediator complex
Molecular function (GO): transcription coregulator activity
Source: RefSeq, a predicted model, not a curated record